UGCGCGUGCGUGGAGCGUGUGGAUGUUUGUCCCACUUUGCUCUUUUUAUCAUUUUACGUCUGCCGGGCGCGCGCGCGCGCGCGUGGGGUGCGGACAUGUCGAGGCAGGGUGAAGGUGUGGCGUUCUCGUCACGCGAGGAAAGUUAACGCUGCUGCCCCCCCCAUUCCUUGCGCGUGGACUCGUGCCGUAAAGCAAAGCGCGGAGAGCGGAUCCAGAACCGCAGUCGGACCUGAAACCAGCAGCAGAGCCGGUUGGUCUCGGAUCGUGCAGCACUUCAUUUUCUACUUUCUUUCGCCGCCUGUUGAACAGUCAUUGACCAUGCGCAGAUUCAGCUCUGAGGGAUCCUUGAUGGAGCUGGACUUCCUGACACUGAGGAAGAUGAAGGGGGCGGGCAACAUGAUCAACGAAGACUCUCGUUCCCAGACAAUUUCCCCACAAAAUGACAGACCCGCCAAAGCGUCCAAAACGCCCCUCGUCAAACAGAAGCAGCAUGUCGGCGAUGUGAAGAAGGGCCGGAUGAACAAAGACCAGAGCGUCAGCGCAGAGAACCUGGUCGAGGUGGACAAGGUCAGCCCGCGGCUGCUGGAAACCUGCAACCUCAACGAAAGCUUCAGGGCCUACAGCGACGGCCAGCUGGCUCAGACCGCCAACGGCAGCAUGGAGAGCAUGGAGAGCAUGGAGAAGGACAGGACACAGGCAUCCACAUCCUCGCUGCCUCGCAACCGAGCAAGGCUGAUGACUGCGAAACAGCACCUCAAAAGUCUGUUCAGCCAGAGUCCUCAUUCCUCCAACUCCAACCUUUACAACUCGGAUCAGAAGGACAGCGCACAGGAGAGACGCUCCCGCAUGCUAUUCAUGCGGCAGUGGAGCCAGGUGGGCCACACCAGGAGGAAGAGGUUCAGGCAGGCGGAGCUGGAGAAGUGGGCGGAGUCUCUGAACACCUUGCUGGCCUCCUCGACCGGGGUAGCAGUGUUCGGAGCGUUCUUGCGUUCAGAGUUCAGCGAGGAGAACCUGCAGUUCUACUUGGCCUGCCAACAGUACCGGCACUCGUCAAACAAAUUCAGCCUGCAGAGGAGGGCCAAGGCCAUCCGGGCCACCUACAUCGAACCAGGAUCCACACGUGAGGUGAACCUGGACAGCAAGACGAGAGAGCUCACCCUCCAGCUGCUGCAGGCGCCCUCGCACACCUCCCUGAACAUGGCUCAGAAACGGAUCUACUCUCUUCUGGACACAGACUGUUACCCCCGCUUCCUGCAGUCCACUAUUUACCAGACAUUAAUGGAUGAGGCUGACUAGUGGUCAGAGUUCUGGAUCCAGGGCGGCGUUGCACGGCGCUCAGGAUUUGAAAGGACGUUGCUUCCAGUACGAGUUAGGGACUUUAAUUGGAGAAGAGUUCCUGUGUUAAGAGACUCUUGCGCCCCGUCGAACUGGGUGCAUGUCUGUUCUUUCAACAUUCAAGUGUUUCCUGAGCAGUCUGUGGAGCGGCCUUCAUCGAGCUUCAAUCCUGGGGAACCAGCCUUCUCCAGGGUGUCUGAAUCCAACUCCGUGACUUCUCUGGAAGAAAAACUCCUGUUCCCGCUUCCUUGGAAUGUGAUGUUUUGUUUUAUUUGAGACUCUUAACUCUGACCUAUGAGUCAUCCUGGCAGAAGCGGAUCCUCAUUCAGGUCUGACUCACACAUUCUUUAGUUUUCCACUUUCACAUCAGCUUCAAGGACUUGCUAAAAAACGAUGAACACAUGGCAGCUUCUUCAACAAAACAGCACAUUCCUGCAAAAUGGGUCAGGAGAAGCUUGUAGUGCUGAUGGUGAAGGCGUGUAGAAGUGCAGCUUCCUGUCUUUGAGUAGUGCUUGGAACGGCUGCACUUUGAGGAAGAUCUACACGUCGCCUCAUCCAUCAAAGACCUUGUUCAUUUUUACUGAGGUGUCAUAGCAAACUUUAAUAAAUGGAAGAUGGAA
Messenger RNA from Oryzias latipes (Japanese medaka), 1955 nucleotides. RefSeq lists its product as uncharacterized. The record is from RefSeq and is a predicted model, not a curated record. Lineage: Eukaryota; Metazoa; Chordata; Actinopteri; Beloniformes; Adrianichthyidae.